CGCAGCUUUCCAUUGAAGCCGCUCAGCGCCAACGAACCCGAAAGCUUGCAUGCUGAGCAUCUCCAGGUCUGUCCUUGUCGCUGCCGCAACCCACUGUUUUAUCUCUGCCCAAUCGAUAUUUCCUUGCCUCCAGUAAAGCCGCUCAGGUGCGAGUAUUGCGGCACCCAAUCUUUGGUGCUUGAUUCCGCCACGACUUGCUCUACGUAGCUGCAGCUCCCUCCCAGUCUCCUCCAGUCCUGGGAAUGACUGAAUGAAUGGCACCGUAGUAGAGCAACCUCAGCUCUACUUCAGCUUUACCUCGCACUGAACCUAUCAGCAUGACUACAGUCCGCAUCUGCGUCUGCGGCGACGAGGGCACCGGCAAAUCGAGCCUCAUUGCUUCCCUCGUCAAGGACGUCUUUGUGAGCAACAAGAUACAGUCCGUCCUGCCCCAGAUCACCAUCCCCCCGAGCAUAGGCACGCCAGAAAAUGUCACCACGACCAUCGUCGACACAUCUGCCCGCCCACAAGACCGCACCGUCCUGCGCAAGGAGAUCCGAAAGUGCAAUGUCAUCCUGCUCGUAUACAGCGACCACUACAGCUUCGAGCGAGUCGCCCUUUUCUGGAUGCCCUAUUUCCGCUCCCUCGGCGUCAACGUGCCAGUUGUGAUAUGCGCCAACAAGUCCGACCUCGCUCGGGACAGCGAUACGCCCCAGGUGGUCGAGGAAGAGAUGCUUCCUGUCAUGACCGAAUUUAGGGAGAUCGACUCGUGUAUCCGUUCAAGCGCAAGAGAACACAGCAACGUCAACGAGACCUUUUUCUUGUGUCAAAAAGCCGUCACCCACCCCAUCGCACCUCUAUAUGACCACAAGGAAGGGGAUCUCAAGCCAGCUUGCGUGUCGGCUUUGAAGAGGAUAUUCUACCUCUGCGACAAGGACCAGGAUGGCUAUUUGAACGACGACGAGAUGCACAAGUUUCAGGCCAAAUGCUUUGGAAAGCCCCUGGCUGCAGAAGACCUGGAGAACAUCAAACAGUCUAUAUCAAAGUCUAUCCCCAGGUACAGCACCGAAAACGGCAUAGACAUGCGCGGGUUUUUGCAACUCAACAAAUUCUAUGCUGAAAAGGGGCGGCAUGAGACUAUCUGGGUCAUCCUGCGAAACUACCGCUAUACAGACAGUCUGAGCUUGGAGGACAGCUUCAUCCAUCCUAAAUUCGAGGUACCGGAAUAUGCAUCGGCCGAACUCGGUCCAGCUGGCUACCGAUUCUUCGUAGAUCUCUUCCUGCUCUUCGACAAGGACAAUGACGGUGGGCUCAACGACCAGGAGCUGGCAGCCCUAUUUGCCCCAACUCCCGGAUUGCCGCAGUCAUGGCUUGAGACGUCCUUCCCGUCGUCGACUGUGCGCAAUGAGGCAGGUCAUGUGACCUUGCAAGGCUGGCUUGCUCAGUGGAGCAUGACAACCUUCCAAGAGCCCAAAACAACUAUCGAGUAUCUAGCAUAUCUUGGCUUCGAGCCGUUCGGUGCAAGAGUCACUCUGACUUCGGCGCUGAAGGUCACCAAGGCUCGUAAACGGAGAAAUCGACCUGGCCGGGUUGAGCGAAACGUUGUGCUAUGUUAUGUCAUUGGCGCGGGUGGAGCUGGAAAGUCGAGCUUGCUUGACUCCUUCUUGAACAGGCCCUUUGACAGCUUGUACCACCCGACCAUCAAGCCACGUAGGGCCGUGAACAGUGUUGAGCUGCCUGGAGGCAAGCAAUGCUACCUUAUCCUCGAAGAGCUGGGCGAGCUCGAGCCGGCCAUUCUGGAAAACCAGGCCAAGCUCGACGCGUGUGAUUUGAUAUGCUACGCCUACGACUCGUCAGAUCCCGACUCCUUUUCGCAUAUCGUGGAUCUGCGCCAACGUUUCCCCCAGCUGGAUGCACUGCCCGCUGUUUACACCGCUCUCAAAGCCGACAAGGAUAAGGCGACGCAGCGCAGCGAGCUCCAACCAGACCAAUACACCUCUGGUCUCAUGAUGAGUUCUCCGUUACAUGUCAGUGUGACGUGGAACAGCAUUAGCGAGUUCUUUGUUGCCCUUGCUGAAGCGGCUACGAACCCAAGCACUGGUUUCCCGAAAAACGAGGAGCCUCCUUCCGACAACUCAAGCUACUUCAUAGCUGCGGGUGCCGUCCUGUGCGCCGGUGUGGCCGCAUUCAUGAUCUGGCGGCGGUCCACAAAUGCUGCUUAGCAGGCAGUGACUGUUGUUCUCGGUUGCCCCUGAUUUCCUUUGUUGCUUCUCUCUUCCUUCCUCUUUAACCCCAUAAUCGAGCAUAUUCCGUUUUAAUUUCGGCAUUUUCUGGAGCUGGGGCGUGUCGUUUUCCAGGGGCGAGUUUGAGAUUCAGCGGUUUUUGAUACCCCCCUCUCAUGACCUAUACGCAUAUAUUUUAGAGGAGAAUAAGACGUACAUAGGCAUAAUCCCAAGCAUAAAACAAUAAUUAUGAUAAAACGACACAUCU
Messenger RNA from Truncatella angustata, 2469 nucleotides. Its product is annotated as EF hand associated-domain-containing protein. Lineage: Eukaryota; Fungi; Ascomycota; Sordariomycetes; Amphisphaeriales; Sporocadaceae. Gene Ontology annotation, biological process: regulation of mitochondrion organization; mitochondrion organization; small GTPase-mediated signal transduction. Bases 318 to 2201 code for a protein of 627 amino acids. Gene Ontology annotation, cellular component: mitochondrial outer membrane. The transcript has 2 exons. Gene Ontology annotation, molecular function: calcium ion binding; GTP binding; GTPase activity. The record is from RefSeq and is a predicted model, not a curated record.